UUUCCUGAGACCUGUUAGUCUGUUUUUGUUAGAAUUGUAAGAUAAAACUGUCAGGAAUAGUUAACGAUAGUGACAGUAGUACCCUGUUGAACUUGUACAGUUCCACACGGAGAAUUUUCGAGUUUUGGUUUUGAUAUUGAGAAAUUGGUCGUUCGAGCUACAAGUGUUCUUCUCCUUCUUGGUGUUGGGUCUUUCAUCUGUUAUAAGCUAUAUAAUCAACUCAAACGACGACUAAAAAAAUCAUCGGGUAGUGAUGAUUUUUCGGAUGAUUCUGAGGAACUUGUAAAUGGGGAUGAAAAUUUUGAUCCUUGCUGUAUUAAGAGUAAAUACUUUGGUCCAAAGGAUUUUUUCUGUGAAGAGUCUGACAUUAGCGAAACAUCUCAUUCAUCAAAAGUAGACACAAACAGUGCACCUGGUGACCAGGACACUUCAUCAAAUGACCUUACAGAUGAAGAGAGCGUGAUGGGUAUCACAUCAAGUAACCAGUAUGAACCUGUUGCUUUUAACAAAACCUCUGGGGUCCAUUUUCAUAAAAUCCACCCAUUCCAAUCAACAUCUGAUGACCAAAGUAAUGCAUUUAGUGAGAGUAGUAAUGGUAUUUCACAUAGUCCUAAUUCUUCAAAAAUGCAUCCUAUUAAAACAAGAUAUAAGAAGAGAAAUUCAUUCAAAAAAAAAUCAUCAAUCGACCUGGAAGAGGAAGGUGGACAGUUCUUGUCUUCACAACAAAAAGAGGGAUCUUUAGAGUCUCCCAAAUCUUUCUUUCCUUUUGAGGAGAGUAUUGAAGGAAUCCAGCUUGGUGAAGAUGCUGAUGUUGACAAGAUCCUACCACUUACUCAUUCUUGGAGUGAUUCUAAUCCAGUUGAACAGGAUUGUGGUUCUUUGUUCCUUGAUAGCAGUUUUUGGUCUCAGGAUGCUGGCUCUUUGAAGGGAAAUUUUAGUCCCCAUUCUCUGAGAGAGAGAAACUUCAUGUUCGAAAAAAAAGGGAACUAUGGUAUAUCAGAGUACAUAAAUCAAGAAGAAAACUUGAGUGGAAGUGCUAGUAUGUUGGUAUCCAAUGCUCAAGGAGGACACUUAAGAAGGGAUUUCUCUGGAGAGAGUCUCAGCAGUUUCUCAGACAUAUUCAAAAGAAGUAGUUCUCAAUUGUCUGAUAGAUUUGGUAGAAGUAAUUCUCGGACUGAUAAACUGUGGCGAGAUAUAUCGAUAGAUAGUGAAUACUCCGAGUUCAGUUUGGAUGUACAGUCCAGUGCUGAUGACAUUGGGUUGUCUACUGUAGAAAAAUUAGAUAAACUACAGAGUCAACUUAAUGAACUUAAAGAAGCUGUAUUGGAGUUGGAUGCAGAUGUGGUAAGCAUGAAAGUAUAUCGCCAACCUCCACAGCAUAUUUGGGAAAUUACUAGUGUGCCACUCAACGAACUUGAACAGGUUUCCUGUGAGAGUGGAAAUAGUGGUGUGCUUGAUGUGAUUAAUUUGCACAAAGCCAAGAUUUGGUACAGAGGAUUGUUGAGAGAUGUAGAAUCCCCACAGACAUCAUUUAACAUUGAGACCCAGAAACCGCCACCUGAAGAUAAUCGUGAUUCUCAAAGAACUGACCUUGGUUCUGAUGCAUCACUGCCAAUAGAUCAACCUGUUGAUGACAUUCCAAACUUUCCAUUAUCAAGGUACAAAAGAUUAAUUUCUAAACUCUCCAAAGAAUUACCUUCAGGUAUUUCACAGUCUCUACAUCUUCCUUCAAAUUAUGAUGGGGUAUUUAUUGAUAGUGGGAGUGAUUUUGGUAACUCUUUGGACUCAGAUUCACCUUGUAAUGAUGAUAGGUUCAACAAAGGACCUCAGAGUUUAGAAUGGGACUCUUGCUGUCUCCCAGAAGUUGAAAAAAAUUCAACUGUUGAAACUUUUGAAACAGAUAAAAACUUUUCAGACAAAAUGGUCUUUUCGGAAAGAAGUAAAUUAAUCUUAGAAGGCCAGUUAAACAUAAACGAGAAUGAUAACAGGAGUUAUAAGAAGAAUAUUAGUAAAUCCGAAUCAUGUGAUGUAACUGAUAGUGCAAUUAAAAAAAAGACAAGGUCAAUGAGUACUCCGUCUGGGCUUUUAGCAAAACAAAUACAGCUAGCAAUUGCAUACAAAAGAUCACCUAAAUUUCAGAAAAAACUACUGAUUCGAAGUCAGACAUUUAAUUCUUACCUUGAAGAUAAAAGUAUCCAUUGUUCUGUUCCACAAGAGGUGGUUGGUGGUUAUAGUCUGGUUAGUCCACUCUCAAAUGAAAGCUCUUUCAUAUCUCAUGGUGCAUCAUCUUUCUUUAGCUCAGCUGAAAGUGGUUUCCAAGGGUCUGUUGAUAGGUUUUCUAGACAGAACACAUUGGAACUUGAAAUUACAGAUGAAUGUUGUGAUACCAGUAGUCAGGUUACUUUAAAUGAUCAGGUAGAAAAGCAAAAUUUUGAACCUGAAACUUAUUUGGAAGAUAAUGUAAUAAAACAGGAUAGGAAUGGAAAUUCAUUGCAGUCGUUGGUUUUGAAGAACGAACUUUCAAUACCAGUCCAGUGGAAUGAGAAAUGUGCCAUCUGGGAUUCUGCCUACUGUGAAGAAUCAACCAGUUUGGAAAUAGUUCAGUGUGUUGGAAAAGUAACGAGUAUUGAGGAAUUGGUCUGUAAGAUGCAAGAAAGGAAAGCCGUAUCGCAUCUUGAUGUCUUGACAAAGGGUUAUGCCCAAAUAAUUUCUUCCUAUGGGUGGAAAAAGCUACGAAUGAUCAAAAGAGAUGAAUACUGUGCUCUACGAGCAUCCUUAUUCCAAGUUUUAUCUCGGGGUCUUCCAGUCCUUCAACGUUAUGGGGGUGCAUCUACUGUGUAUCAGGUUAUAAAAGUGGUUCCUUGCUUAUAUUUAGAUUGUAUUGUAAGUCUGAAGGUGGUUCCUUGCUUAUAUUUAGAUUGUAUAAUAAGUCUGAGAGGUAGUUCCUUUCUUAUAUUUUUCCAGGAGAAGGAAGUAGCCAGCACCACUGCUGAUGUGGAGGAUUUCCUGGUAGCCAAACUAAACAACAAUCCUACUCUAGAUACCCACUUAAUGGAAGCUGUGAAACUUCUGAUGUUGGUUUCGGCUAUAGAACUGUACCCCAGAUACCAGUCCCAGGAAAACCUUCCAGUAUUCAUUUGGUUACUGUUUGCUAGGGCAACCUCGAGAACUCCGAAGGACCUGAUGUUAAACCAUUUAAAUGUCCUUAAGGAAACUAAACAUAUAAAAGAGGUGGAGCUGUACUUGUUAGGCUACAGUCUUUUUGUCACCUUAAAAGUGUUCCAGUUGCUGCAUUAUGGUAGUAAUAACUUUGUUACUCACUAUCCUGAAUGGAAUAUUGGCACUUGGCCAGAGAUUCUGCUUAUAGCUGAAAAUGAUUUACAUUAUAACACAAUAGUUAGGUGAUCUUUUCUGCAACAUUUUGUUUUACCCACAAAACUGAUUAAACUUGUAUUUCAGACUGAUUUAACUGUAAUUUUUUAAGUAGUGUUCAGCAUUUCAUUUCAUCUCAAAUGGUAACAAAUUGGCAAAGUAAGCUUGAUGUAUUGUGUCUUGCAUCGUAUAAUGGUGGUAUUCCCUGCAUUAUUUAUGUGAAAGGUAAUAUACUGCCUAUACUAAUUACGCUCUUCAUCUCAUAAAUGUCACAAACUUUUUUUUUAUCAGUGAGACCAUCAGAAAAGUCUUAAUACCAGAUUUUCAUAGUUCUUCAGUUAUAACUGGCCCCAAUAUAUAUAUAUAUAUAUAUAUAUAUACACAUACAUACAUACACAAGGAUUGAAGUUUUUAAUUGAAGGUUUUACAGUGACAAAUUCAAGAAAAAGGUGGUUUAUAGGGAAAGUUUAAAACUUACAAUUUUGCUAAUGGGAGAUGAAGUAUUCAAGUUUGGACAUCACUGAAAUAUAUUAUGAUUAAAAAAAUAGAACUCUUGUAAAUAGUAGUAGUUCAUUGUAUUUAUGUAAAUAUUGGUUCUGGUUUUCUUUCUCCUACAGUAAGUUACUUAAUUAAAGCAUAAUUUAUUAGUUGUACUGAAAGUGCUUUUAUAAUGAAAAUAACAAUUGUGAUAGGACAAAACAAAAGUUGAUGUACUGUAGUGUCCAGAAGUGCUUGCAGGAGUUUACAUAUAGUAACAAAAACAAGUACCAAUCAUUGCAAUAUGUAAAAUUAGCAAUAACACAACCACAUACAAGAGUAAAAAUACAAAUAACAUAAUACAAGAAUUCAGGUAACAUCCACUUACAAGAGUAACAAUACAAAUAACAUAAUACAAGAAGUCAGGUAACAACCACAUACAAGAGUAAAAAUACAAAUAACAUAAUACAAGAAGUCGGGUAACAACCACAUACGAGAGUAACAAUACAAAUAACAUAAUACAAGAAGUUGGGUAACAACCACAUACAAGAGUAAAAAUACAAAUAACAUAAUACAAGAGUAAUAAUACAAAUAACAUAAUACAAGAAGUCGGGUACAACCACUUACAAGAGUAAUAAUACGAAUAACAUAAUACAAGAAGUCGGGUACAACCACUUACAAGAGUAACAAUACACACAACAUAAUACAGGAAGUUGGGUAACAACCACUUACAAGAGUAACAAUACAAAUAACAUAAUACAGGAAGUUGGGUAACAACCACUUACAAGAGUAACAAUACAAAUAACAUAAUACAGGAAGUCGGGUAACAACCACUUACAAGAGUAACAAUACACACAACAUAAUAACAAGAAGUCAGGUAUAGAGUGAGGAAACAAAUAAUAAGCAUAUGUCAAUUAGAUAGAAACAGUAGACUAUUUAAUACAAAAACAGCUUAGCUGUUGUCAUUCGUAGUUUUUUUUUUUUUGAGUCCUGGAAUGCUAGAUGGAUGUUUUUUUUAUUGAACCAACCAAAUUAAAUAUAAUACAGGGAGCCAAGAUAUUUAUCACUUUAGUUUAUUUGAAGCUUAAUUGUUCAGUGUAGUUGUGGAAUUAUCAAACACUAUAAACACAUAACUAUACACUUUCUUGGAUGUUCCAUUGUUAAGGUAGAAUGUGCUAAAAUGAAGAGAAAGGUAUGUUUCAACUUUAUUGAUAUAUCAACCUUUUUUUUAAAUGUGUGUUGAUUUCAUUAAGACUGUGGAUAUGUAUUUAUGAUACUUACACUUCAAAAUAAGAAGUCUUCACAGAACCAAGACUUUUAAAUUUAUGUUCUACAAAUAAUAUAUCUGGUCAUUUAUUUUUUAAAUUGUAUGUUACUGUGAUAGACUCUGUUUAUUUUACAAUUCUUUAGAUUUCGAAGCACAGCCUUUUCUAUCAUGCUGGCUGUUGCAUGACAUUAUGCUUUCAAGGUUUAAAAAAACAAACUAGAUUAGGCUGUUUCUACUGUCUCUGAGAAUUACAUUUAAAUGUCUUAAAAACAAAUAAAUAGGAUGUGCUGCUAGAAUGUAACAAAUUUUGUAUUUUAAUUUUUAGCUUAAGAUAAUUGUGAUAUUUAUGAAAACUUUAUUGCCGAUACAUUUUUACUACAAGUACAUACACAUAGGUUUAUUUGACAAAACUGCUUCAGAACAAUGAUUCAUUGGAAGCUACUGUUUCUAAUGAGGUAAGGAAAUUUAUGUUAAGAAAAGUUGAUUACUCUGUCAGAUACAUGAAUGAAAACAUUUGAGUAAUAAAAAUAUUUACGCACAUAUAAAUAAAUUAAUUCUCAGUAUUGGUGGUUUAGAAUAAACAAGUGACUGAAUAUAUUAAAGUAUGGCUUUUUAAGCACGUAAUUUAAAUCAUAGUUAACUUUUGAUAUUAGUAUAUAGUUGUAGUUAAGAAAUACAUGUUUUUUUUAAAUCAAGUUCCAGAUACUUUAGUUAGACAUACAUAUGAUCACUACAACACAAGGGGGUAUUUAAGGGUAGUUUUUUUUAUUGAUAACCUUAACAGGUAAACCGUUAGAUAUUUAACACAUCCAUCAAGAACGAAUGAGUUUUUAAUUGACUUUUUUCAAUAUAUAAAUUGAACAGGUUGUAUAUAUUAUAAGACCUUAGGCUUACCUAACUACUCUUUGAAAUAAAGUAAACCAAAUAUAUUUAUAAAAAAUGCAUAAUUAAAAAGUAUAUUACUGAAAUGAUGAUUACUGUGAAAGUUGACUGCUGUUUCUCUGUCUUUCACAAAUUCAUAUUUAACAUGGUAAAAAAAGUCACGUUAAAGAUGUUUCCCUGAUAGUUAAUGUGUGAAGAAAAGAUGGCUGAGUUUAUAAACUGGUUUAAAUACACAAAUUUUAGUGUGUAAGGAUGAAACACUUGGAUACCAAAGAUUGUUGAAGCAGGUUUUAACUUGGUAUUUUGCAUGUAGAUAAUGCAUAUAUAUUUAGAGAAAUGUAUGUAGUUUGAAAAAUAAUAAUUAAGUAGUGGAGACUCUUUUAGAGAAGUGCCUUUGUCCUUUGUGUGGAAUGAAAUAAAUGUAUAAUGUAUGUA
Messenger RNA from Limulus polyphemus (Atlantic horseshoe crab), 6433 nucleotides. RefSeq lists its product as uncharacterized. Gene Ontology annotation, biological process: protein linear deubiquitination. Bases 463 to 3405 code for a protein of 980 amino acids. Lineage: Eukaryota; Metazoa; Arthropoda; Merostomata; Xiphosura; Limulidae. Gene Ontology annotation, molecular function: cysteine-type deubiquitinase activity. Gene Ontology annotation, cellular component: cytoplasm. The record is from RefSeq and is a predicted model, not a curated record. The transcript is spliced from 7 exons.